AUGACGUCGGCCGCGAAGAAGAAGAGCGGCGUAAAGGUUCAGUUCGACGCUGAAGGCACUGCUGGCGCUCCGAACGUUCAGAGCCCGUUUGUGUCCGCUGCUCACAACACGGUGUGGCCGUACGAUGCCGCGGCGCACAACCGCGGCGGGCAGACCAUCUUCACGGCCGCAGCCAACGCGAUCUGUGGACGCCCAAACGGCACCUACGAUUGCGAUGAGGCAUGGACGGCGGAGCGUGGAUCGCACGCUAGCUUGCAGACGACAGAGGCUCCUGUUGAGGCUGGCCUGUCUACAGGCAGCGCCCCCGUCGUUUCCCACCGCUUCACGCCCGCGCACGAUGUACUGUACGAGGAAUGGCUCGGCCACAUCGCGGCCUACCGCGCGUCUCCGCUGCAGUACCCUCAUCAUGUCGUUUGCAUGACUGCUCCGGAAGUUGGGUCAAACGCGUUCUCCAUCUCCGACGCGAGCCCGCGGCAGGCCUUCUUGCGAGUGGCGACUGUUCUGUAUCAACUGCUGGCGACGUACCUGCGCCGCUGCAACAAGCAGCCGGGAGCUUCAGAGCACGAGGCGGACGGGCAAGUGCCGUCGCGCGUGUUUGCCAGUCUGCUAGGCAGUGCCGUAUAUAACACAAACUUCAGCGAGCCGCCCCUGGAGCAGAAGGACACAACAUUUGGCUGGGUGGAGCCGACAGGGCAGGAAAUGAGCGACACACCAGAGUCAGUAGUCGCGCGAAACGGCGUCGCUGCCACUGGGUCUGCAUCCGUCAAUACAGUGGCAGACCAAAUGGUGAGAAUGCGGGCACGCCAGCCACCCGCACCGCCUCGCCGGUACGACGCCCUUUCUGUUGUCUCCUGCGUAGACGCAGCCCACGUCAACGUCUGCGUCGGUCAGCACUUCUACAAGCUGUGUGUCAUGGACAAGCGGGAAGGGUGUUUGCGCAGUGUUGCAUCGCUGGCGGCAGACCUCGAGACGCUGCACGCGCACCACCUCUCCCUUGCCCACACGGACGUGCUUCUUGGCGCAUCCCCUGCGACGCGGCAGGACCAGAAAGACUUGAACACGAUGUUUGCCAAUCUGUCGUGCUUGGCCGACGAGAUCGCCUUUGACGUGCGCAGGCGUCUGCGCAUGUCAAGCGAGGUGAACGCCUACUCGCUGAAUGUGUUGGAGUCGGGACUGUGCACACUCGUUUUGAGGGAGGACGAUACGAUAUCGGUGUCCGAGUCUCCUGACAGUCACGUGGCACCGGCUGCGCAGUGGUUGCACAGCGUGUGCUGCCUGGAAACGACCCUGGCGCAUCCAGAGCAAUGGACAAUGAGGCUGCAAGCGUUGGUGGUGCCGUUACAGGCCGGCAUGGAAUGGGUGCGAAGCGCGCUGACGCAGCCCUUAGACAGAGUCUUCACGGAGGACGUCGCCAACGAACCCGUCCCUCACGACACCUGCGUUGCGGCAGGAGGCGUCGCGGACCAAGGCGCGACACUCCGCAAGGUGAAUCCCGCGACACACGAGCUCAGCACGCCGGUUGACGCGUGUGGCAACGUGGAGCACUUGGAGUUGUGGCUUCCUCAAAAGCACCGUGUGCCGUUGAAACCGUACGCGGCACCGGUGUGGAGCCACGCAGACGCGCAGCAUCCGCUUCCUGAUGUCUCCAGGUGCGCGUGCACUCUGGUGGACUUUUGCAUGUGUCUUCUGAGCGUCACGGCGGAGUGGAAGCGCGAUGGCCGCCUCCCUGCCAGCUCUGAAGCCACGCGUUGGCGGCCGAACGUCGUGAUAGCAGUGCAGCCGCCAUGUGGCGGAGCGCCGUCUUUGGUGGCGCUGGACUUGCCGGCGGUACAGCACCUUUACGAGGUGCUUGCAUCCCCACCGCUGCUCUUCGCGGUCGACACCCGGCGCCGUGUCGAGGCGGAGGCGAGGGCAGAAGUGGAGGCUCUCUUGAAUAGAAGCUGGCACACCACUUCUACGGUGCGCACACCACCUAAGGAUGGGUCCGCGCCGAGCAAGUGGUUUGAUGGGGCCGAGACGGCAGCCAAUGGAUUACUUAGCCGCGGGGACGUCUGUGUCUCGUUUGCCGUUCUGCCGCGCCUGGCCGCGCCGUUGUCGGAUGUCACGACGCGCGCACCCGUCGUGUCGCGGCUUCUCUCUCACUUGGUCUUUCCCAGCAGCCUUCUCGUGAACUGCACAGCGCAGCAGACAGCGGCAGAGGUGCAUGUUCGUGCCAGCCAUUCAGCCCUUGUCGAUGUCGUCGUGGGGGCGGACACGCCAGCGGCUGCGCCGCUUGUGGGGGAGUUUGCCGCUACCCUGGCCUCCUGUAUGCGGGAUGGCCGCUAG
This is a messenger RNA of Leishmania mexicana MHOM/GT/2001/U1103, 2325 nucleotides long. RefSeq lists its product as hypothetical. The transcript has a single exon. NCBI's taxonomy places the organism in Eukaryota, Euglenozoa, Kinetoplastea, Trypanosomatida, Trypanosomatidae. Bases 1 to 2325 code for a protein of 774 amino acids. The record is from RefSeq and is a predicted model, not a curated record.